Penicillium griseofulvum is the source of this 840-nucleotide messenger RNA. RefSeq lists its product as uncharacterized. The transcript has a single exon. The record is from RefSeq and is a predicted model, not a curated record. Lineage: Eukaryota; Fungi; Ascomycota; Eurotiomycetes; Eurotiales; Aspergillaceae. The coding region runs from base 1 to 840 and encodes 279 amino acids.
AUGCUCCCACUACACGCACUUCUCCUAGUUCCUCUAGCCAGCGCAUGGACCUUCCAAACCACCAACACAACCGGUGAUACUCAAAUCUCCCGCGGCGAAGAGGAACAGCAAUGCACGGAAGCCACAAUCGGGAAGGGAAAGCUUUUCUCCUGGGAUCCUGAGGGAUCGAGUCUAUGUGUCUCCAUAUACAACGACGCCGAAUGUGAAUCCAGGGCGGGAUACUCGUGUGGAAAGUGGGGAAAAAGCGCUAGUAAAGAAUUUUUGUCUUUCGAUAUCCUGCUCGAGAGUGAAAUUGAGGCCAAGCGCAAAACUUCUACGCUCGCAUUGACACCGUCGUCUACAUCAGCAGCAGCAACAGCAACGGCAUCCAAAUCCACAUCUCCCUCUUCAACCGCGGCAUCGGUAUCCGCAUCCACAACUCCUACCGGGUCCACGGCUGCCUCUGCAGCCAAUACCGACACCGGGUCCGGCUCAUCACUCUCCGGAGGUGCUAUUGCAGGCAUCGUGAUUGGUGUUAUAGCUGCUAUUGCUAUCAUUGUUGCCUUCAUUUUCAUAUUUAUGAGAAAGAAGAACAAGAAGGCCGCAGCUGCUCGCCAAGGCGGUGGUUACGGGCCCCAUGAGGCGAAUGCUGCUGGAUCAUCAGUGAGCGGAACUACGGUUGUAGAGAAGGCAGCAGAGUCCAUGGCAGAGAAGGAAGCACAAUCAGUACGACGAUUCAGACCUGUGCCCGGAUCUAGAGUUGUAGAGUUGGUUGGUGAUGAAGGGAGUGCCGAACUGGGUAGCAGCCCAGUCAGUGAAAUGGAUGGGUAUACCAUCAAACGGCCUUAUCAUAUGGUUUGA